This is a messenger RNA of Thamnophis elegans (Western terrestrial garter snake), 1381 nucleotides long. RefSeq names its product fibroblast growth factor 16 (gene FGF16). Gene Ontology annotation, molecular function: growth factor activity; fibroblast growth factor receptor binding. Gene Ontology annotation, cellular component: cytoplasm. The record is from RefSeq and is a predicted model, not a curated record. The coding region runs from base 75 to 689 and encodes 204 amino acids. Gene Ontology annotation, biological process: positive regulation of endothelial cell chemotaxis to fibroblast growth factor; fibroblast growth factor receptor signaling pathway; positive regulation of cell population proliferation. NCBI's taxonomy places the organism in Eukaryota, Metazoa, Chordata, Lepidosauria, Squamata, Natricidae. The transcript has 3 exons.
UGCCGGCCGCAGCCAGGGCGGCCCGGGGUCGGCCAGCUCGAGGAGCGCCGUCGCGGGCCGCCUAAGCGUCUCCCAUGGGCGAGGUAGGCGGCUUCCUGGGCUCCCUGGAGCUGCACGGCUUCUCGGGCUCCCUCGGGGCCGCGCCGCUGCCGGACUCGCCGAGCUUCCUGACGGAGCUGGGGCAGAUCGAGGGCCGACUGCAGCGGGGCUCGCCCACCGACUUCGCCCACCUGAAGGGCAUCCUGCGCCGCCGCCAGCUCUACUGCCGGAUGGGCUUCCACCUGGAGCUCUUCCCCAACGGCACCGUGCGCGGCACCCGCCAGGACCACAGCCGCUUCGGAAUUUUGGAGUUUAUAAGUUUGGCCGUAGGACUGGUUAGUAUCCGUGGAGUGGAUUCUGGCCUUUAUCUUGGAAUGAAUGAGAGAGGGGAGCUGUAUGGAUCGAAGAAGCUCACACGGGAGUGUGUUUUCCGCGAGCAAUUUGAAGAAAACUGGUAUAACACCUACGCCUCGACCCUCUACAAGCACACGGACUCUGAGCGACAAUAUUACAUCGCUUUGAACAAAGAUGGGUCUCCCCGGGAAGGAUUCAGGACUAAGAGACACCAAAAAUUUACUCAUUUUUUACCCCGGCCGGUAGAUCCUGCUAAGAUACCUGCUGUGUACAGAGACCUUCUGCGCUACAGGUGAUACUUCCUGCAGCUUGAGAACAAAUAUGAAGGCACAUGAUUGUGUAACAUGCAUACAUGUACACAGUUGGGUUUCCAAAGUUUUUGCUGGAGCACUAUAAACCUAUGCUUUUCAUCCCUUCUGCAAACCUAGUUAACACAUAGAGAAGCCCUGAAUCCCUUGGCUUUCAAAGAAGGGUAGAACAAGGAUGGAUUUAGUCUCCACGGAGUGCAACGGGAUGGGGCAGAGCUUGGAAGCCUACAUAGGAUCGCUUUCUAAUUACUUGUACAAUUUGGUGGGCUAGAAAGAGGAAGCAGAUGAUACUGAGCAGAAGAGACAGUGUUUGACAACUACCAGCAACAUUGAUCCUAAGGCAUGGAACCAGGCACAGAAGAAUUCAGAAAUAAUUUGCAUUCUGCACCAAAUCUUGGAAAGCUUGCUUGCUAAACUGGCCCUUUGCAACUUGCCAGAGGUUGGUGAUCCGGAAUCUGAGAACUUGUGGACUUGCAUGGUAGUAAAGUGGAGAAUCCAACUCUAUGGGAAGUUUGGCUCCUCAGGAAGACGUGUGCAAAUGUGGCUUUACAUGUGUAAGCACACACCUCGACCUGCUUGUGUUUCCUUCCGUUGGAGUCUGAGAGUAGAAAGCAGGAGGUGAGGUUAAAGAACGAGAUGGAUUUUGAAGAUGUAAACACAAUACUGUUCAUAAGGACAAA